CGGUAUGGAUCACAGAAACCAAGUCUUCCACAUGAAGAAGUCUUCUCGCUGGAAAUACUCGAGGUGGACGCUUCCAGAACAUUGGAAAUCCGGACUGACUGCCCCGCAGGUGCUACCGUGAGAGAGAACAAAAUGGCAAGAGGCAAUCAGACCACAGUGACAGAAUUUGUCCUUAUGGGAUUCACAGACCGUCCAGAGCUCCAGCUUCCCCUCUUUGUGGUGUUUCUGGUAAUUUAUCUCAUCACCUUGGUAGGAAACCUUGGCAUGAUCCUGCUCAUCAAGGUGGAUUUGAAGCUUCACACCCCCAUGUACUAUUUCCUCAGCCACCUGGCAUUCAUCGAUGUUUGUUAUUCAUCUUCCAUUGGGCCCAAGAUGCUGCAAAAUUUAUUGGUGAAGGAAAAAACCAUCUCCUUUUUAGGCUGCUUUGCCCAGCUGUACUUCACCAGUGCUUUUGCCACCACCGAAUGCUUCCUCUUGGCCACAAUGGCCUAUGACCGCUACUUGGCUAUCUGCAACCCCCUGAUCUACGCAGCCAUUAUGACUCAGCGGGUCUGCAAGGAGUUGGUGAUAGGGGUCUACACCUACGGCUUCCUAAACUCUGUAAUACAAACAGUUCUGACGUUCCAGUUGUCCUUCUGCGACUCCAACAUCAUUCACCACUUCUACUGUGCUGACCCCCCUCUCCUUGCCCUCUCCUGCUCUGACACUGGCAACAAAGAAAAGCAGCUCUUGAUCUUCUCAGCAGUGAAUCUCACUGGAUCCCUCCUGACGGUCCUCAUCUCCUACAUGUGCAUCCUCUUUUCCAUUCUAAAAAUCCAGUCUUCCGAAGGCAAGUGCAAAGCCAUUUCCACCUGUGCCUCCCACCUCACCGUGGUCGUCAUCUUCUAUGGGACGCUGUUUUUCAUGUACCUGCAGCUACCUAAAGCAGGGGAUUCGUGGAAGUACAACAAAGUGGUCUCUGUGUUUUAUAGUCUUGUAAUUCCCCUGCUCAACCCCUUGAUCUAUACCCUGAGGAACAUGGAAGUAAAGGACACCCUGAAAAAGAUGCUAGAGGGCAAAGAGCCAUAG
Messenger RNA from Callorhinus ursinus (northern fur seal), 1068 nucleotides. RefSeq names its product olfactory receptor 5M5-like. Gene Ontology annotation, biological process: G protein-coupled receptor signaling pathway. Gene Ontology annotation, cellular component: membrane. NCBI's taxonomy places the organism in Eukaryota, Metazoa, Chordata, Mammalia, Carnivora, Otariidae. Gene Ontology annotation, molecular function: G protein-coupled receptor activity; olfactory receptor activity. The record is from RefSeq and is a predicted model, not a curated record.